AUGUUUAGCUCGUGGGAUCUCGUACGACCGCGCUUCUGGUACCCCAUGUCAUCUCUGGAACAGUCCAUGAUGGAGCUCGAGCAGCUGCAAGAUAUUAUGAUGCGACCACGUUCCUUGUUCGACAUGCCGCGCGACUUCUUUGCCGCGACAAAGUACGCUCAAGAAGAAGAUGGGCCGGUUGAUGACGACUUCUUUGUUGACCUACCAGUAGUAUCGCACAUGUACAAGCGGAAACCGUUCGACAUGGCUUUCAAACAGGACGAAAAGGACAUAAAGAGCAAGGAAUCUACAGAUAAUGUUUGCUCGGACACCAACUCAAUGGAAGUUGAUGAUGAGGGCAGUGAAAGGGUCGACCAGGCAGAAGAGUCUGCAACCAAGACAGUGGAGGCAUCGAAAAAGGUCGAAGGUAAUGUCGAGUCCAAAGAGAAAGACCUUGACAAGAAAAACGAAGAGCUCCAACGUCAUUCUGACAAGAUCACUUCCACAACAAAGCACGAGAGAGACGAUGAGUGUCACAACUUUUCGUCUUAUUCGUUCAGUAGCUCGUCCGUUAUGGACGACAAGGGUCGGCGAGUGACGACCACACGUCGCCGCUACGAAGACUCAAGCGGUCGACUGAAAGCUGUGCAUGAACGGGAAAUUGAUGGCAAGAAGUUGCGUACGACAUGGCAUCGUCAAUGCAAAGAAGACGAAGGUCAGCACGAGUCCAUUUGUUCAAGCGGCAGUCCGGAGGAGUUUGAAACGCUGUGGCAGCAAACUCCGUUUGGUGAGGCACAGAAAAAGACUGUGAAGGGUCAACUUCAGUCCGAGUCGGAUGUGGUAAAAGAGGACGCUCGUACUAAUAACUAA
Peronospora belbahrii is the source of this 849-nucleotide messenger RNA. NCBI's taxonomy places the organism in Eukaryota, Oomycota, Peronosporomycetes, Peronosporales, Peronosporaceae. The record is from the annotation of a GenBank genome assembly.